AUGUGUCCCAAACUAGUGUCGGCGGACUUUAAUGACUUUCCGGAUGCAUUCAAUGAGCAGAUCAUUGUAAACGACAUUAUGGCAGACGCAUACAGUACGGGCGCAACUGUGCAAGCUUAUUUACAGGCAGCUAUGCAACAGGACCGAGCUAAGGGUCUGACCGUUGUGGCGCAAUUCUACCAAGAUUCAAUCCAGGCUUUCAAACCAAUUAUGCCAUGGUUAUUUGCCGAGUUAGAUAAAGUUACCCCAUUCGCGCUGAAACACACAUUGACUACCAUAUGGGUCGCGCAGUUCUAUGAUUUUGAAUACAUGUGCGAACGGUUGACUGAACUCCGGGCCGUUAAGCCUUUGGCGUUGGCCGGCAAUGAGUUAACUCUUAUCAAUCGUUUGACAGCACUGGAGAGCCGUGUGUUGGCCGCUGUCGAGAGUUCUAAGGGUAGAGGACUUGAGCCCAACCAUCCCAUUUAUGUCGCGUAUUUGGAUAAGAUCAAGAGUUUUUUAAGCGCUGAGUUCCCCAAAUUGAAUCAAGCAAUCGGUAAUUUACCCUCAGCUGCACUCAGACAGCAAAAUCUUCAACAAUUGGUUAUUGAUUUGACACAUUUAGCUGAAAUGCCCUUUCCACUUUAAAUAUUUUUAAUGUUAUAUUAUAAAGUCUUAAUUAGUCAAUGUAUUUAAAAAUAAUAUGUCAAUAAUGUUAAAAUAAAUAUUUAG
Molecule: messenger RNA, 711 nt
Organism: Medioppia subpectinata
Lineage: Eukaryota; Metazoa; Arthropoda; Arachnida; Sarcoptiformes; Oppiidae
Source: the annotation of a GenBank genome assembly